CCUGCUACUUUCUCCCGGGGGCCGGGGCCGGGGCCCGGGCUGCGUGCGGCCGGACGAACGGACGCACGCAGUACCAGCUCGGCGCUCUGCCGGGCCAAAUCCUCGCGGCCGGCGGGAUAGCGGGGCUUCGCUGGAGGAUUGACUCCUCCCGCAGGGUUGGGUAGCAUGGAGCCAGACGCAUCUCCACCAAGUCCAUCUCACCUCCAUCCACAACAUGGACGGUCCCAGCUCAAUGCAGCUGCCUCUUCAGAGCCAAGUGAAGAAGCUAAGGAUCAGAGGCAUGGGCCUCUGUCAGGAGAUGGCCCAUCCUCACCACCUUCAGCUACUGCUAGGCGUCCAACUAGCCAAGAGAGGGUGGAGAAAAAUGAGAUGAGGAAAGAAAAUAUUGAAAUAUCUUUUGAAGAUGUUCUGGAAAAGGCCAAGGCAGGAGACCCUAAGGCACAGACGGAGGUGGGGAAACACUACCUGAAAUUAGCAGAUGAUGCGGAUGAAGAGCUCAACAACUGUAGUGCUGUUGACUGGCUAAUUCUUGCUGCGAAGCAAGGCCGGCGAGAGGCUGUCAAGCUGCUGCGUCGAUGCCUAGCAGACAGAAGAGGUAUCACUUCGGAAAAUGAGCAGGAAGUAAAAAAGUUGUCCUCAGAGACUGACUUAGAGAGGGCUGUGCGCAAAGCUGCAUUAGUCAUGUAUUGGAAACUCAACCCAAAGAAGAAAAAGCAGGUGGCUGUUUCAGAGCUUCUAGAAAACGUUGGCCAAGUCAAUGAACAAGAUGCAGGAAAGCAGCCUGGCCCCAUUCCAAAAUCAAUCCAGAAGCAGAGGCGAAUGCUAGAGCGGCUGGUCAGCAGCGAAUCCAAGAACUACAUCGCCCUGGAUGACUUUGUGGAGAUCACUAAGAAGUACGCCAAAGGCAUCAUCCCGAGCAGCCUCCUGCUGCAGGACGACGACGACGACGAGCUGGCAGGGAAGAGCCCCGAUGACCUGCCCUUGCGCCUCAAGGUGGUGAAAUACCCCCUCCACGCCAUCAUGGAGAUCAAGGAGUACCUGAUCGACAUGGCCUCCAAGGCAGGCAUGCACUGGCUCUCCACCAUCAUCCCAACCCACCACAUCAACGCCCUCAUCUUCUUCUUCAUCAUCAGCAACCUGACGAUCGACUUCUUUGCCUUCUUCAUCCCCUUAGUCAUCUUCUACCUGUCCUUCAUCUCCAUGGUGAUCUGCACCUUGAAGGUGUUCCAAGACAGCAAGGCCUGGGAGAACUUCCGGACCCUCACAGACUUGCUGCUGCACUUUGAGCCCAACCUGGACGUCGAGCAGGCGGAGGUGAACUUCGGCUGGAACCACCUGGAGCCCUACGUCCACUUCCUGCUGUCCGUGUUCUUCGUCAUCUUCUCUUUCCCCAUAGCCAGCAAGGAGUGGAUCCCCUGCUCGGAGCUGGCCGUCGUCUCCGUCUUCUUCACCGUGACCAGCUACAUGAGCCUGAGCACGUCGGCGGAGCCGUACACGCGGAGGGCGCUGCUGGUCGAGGCCGCGGCCGGCCUGCUGUCCGUCCUGCGCACUCUGCCCGUCGACUGGCGCCCGCUGAAGCUCCUCGGGCAGACGUUCUUCACGGUGCCCGUGGGCCCCCUGGUCACGCUGAACGUGAGCGUGCCGUGCUUCCUCUUCGCCUACCUCUUUUACCUCUUCUUCCGCAUGGCGCAGCUGAGGAACUUCAAAGGCACCUACUGCUACCUGGUCCCCUACCUGGUGUGCUUCAUGUGGUGCGAGCUCUCCGUGGUCAUCCUGCUCGAGGCCUCCGGCCUGGGCCUCCUCCGGGCCUCCAUCGGCUACUUCCUCUUCCUCUUCGCCCUGCCCAUCCUGGUGGUCGGCAUCGUCCUGAUGGGCGUCGUCCACUUUUCCAGGUGGUUCGUGUCCUUGGAGCUCACCAAGAUCGUGGUGGCCACGGCGCUGUGCAGCGUCCCCCUGCUCCUGCGCCGCUGGUCCAAGGCCAGCUUCUCCGUGCUGGACGUGGCGAAGUCCCUGAGCAAGAGCUCCGUGGUCAAGCUGAUCCUGGUGUGGAUCACGGCCGUCGUGCUCUUCUGCUGGUUCUACGUGUACCGCUCGGAGGGCAUGAAGGUGUACAACUCCACGCUGACGUGGCCGCAGUACGGCUUCCUGUGCGGGCCGCGCGCCUGGAAGGACACCAACAUGGCGCGCACCCAGAUCCUGUGCAGCCACCUGGAGGGCCACCGGGUCACGUGGACGGGCCGCUUCAAGUACGUCCGCGUCACCGACAUCGACAACAGCGCCGAGUCCGCCAUCAACAUGCUCCCGUUCUUCAUCGGAGACUGGAUGAGGUGCCUGUACGGCGAGGCCUACCCCAGCUGCCUCCCCGGCAACGUCAGCACGGCCGAAGAGGAGCUGUGCCGCCUCAAGGCGCUCGCCAAGCACCAGUGCCACAUCAAGAGGUUCGACAGGUACAAGUUCGAGAUCACGGUGGGCAUGCCCUACAGCGGCGGCAACCGCAGCCUGGAGGAGGACGACAUCACCAAGGACAUCGUGCUGAGGGCCAGCAGCGAGUUCAGGGCCGUCCUGCUCCACCUGCGCCAGGGCAGCCUCAUCGAGUUCAGCACCAUCCUCGAGGGCCGCCUCGGCAGCAAGUGGCCCGUCUUCGAGCUCAAGGCCAUCAGCUGCCUCAACUGCAUGGCCCAGCUGGCGCCCGCCAAGAGGCACGUGAAGAUCGAGCACGACUGGAGGAGCACCGUGCACGGGGCCGUCAAGUUCGCCUUCGACUUCUUCUUCUCCCCCUUCCUGUCGGCCACUUGAGGGGGCGGCCGCCCGGGCCGCGGGGGCGCCAUUCCGUCUACCUACCCGCUCCCCAGCUCGGCCUCCUCGCCAGGCUGGCCGUACCA
Molecule: messenger RNA, 2882 nt
Organism: Gracilinanus agilis (Agile Gracile Mouse Opossum)
Lineage: Eukaryota; Metazoa; Chordata; Mammalia; Didelphimorphia; Didelphidae
Gene: WFS1
Product: wolframin ER transmembrane glycoprotein
Exons: 8
Coding region: 166-2796 (876 amino acids)
Biological process (GO): endoplasmic reticulum unfolded protein response; calcium ion homeostasis
Cellular component (GO): endoplasmic reticulum membrane; endoplasmic reticulum
Molecular function (GO): protein binding
Source: RefSeq, a predicted model, not a curated record